AAAAAAAGCUGUCGGUAUUAUACGUUAUUACCCUCAGGUCUCAGUUCCUCCGCACUUCGCAAACUCGCGUCGGCGCUGCUUCCUCGUCGCCGCUCACUGGCCGGAGCCAAGAUCGUUGCCACUUGCCGGAGCCAAGCCUUGUUGCGCCUUCGUAGUUCGUAAUCUGCCUCUUCUGGGUUCAAUCCGUCGCACUAUUCUACGACCAAGACUUGCAGAAUCAGAGCAUUGGUGUAGCCAUGUUUUUGACACGAGUGUUUGGGAGAACACUUCUAGCUGCUGCUAGAUCAGAAACUUCUUCUGCAGCAGCUGCUGCUUCUACCGUCCGGACAGGCUAUAAUCCGCUUGAGGAGUUUUUUGAGGCAGAUAGAAGUCCAGAUGACGACAAACCUGUUGUAUAUGGUCGAAGUUGGAAGGCUUCAGAACUGCGGCUGAAGUCUUGGGACGAUCUUAAUAAGCUAUGGUAUGUUCUGUUGAAGGAGAAAAAUAUGUUGAUGACUCAGCGCCAGAUGCUUCAUGCACAAAAUCUAAGGUUUCUUAACCCAGAACGCAUUCCCAAGGUGAGGAAGUCCAUGUGUCGAAUCAAGCAAGUACUUACCGAGAGAGCCAUCGAAGAACCAGAUCCACGAAGAUCUGCCGAGAUGAAGAGAAUGAUAAACGCUCUGUGAUAAGCUAACCAACCAGUGGAGCUUGUCAUCCCAUCCCAGUCACGGAAGGAGGAAGAAUUAGCUAGAGAAUCCGCCCAAACACCUCUGUUAAAUUCAAAUUCUGUAAUCAAAUGAUCUCGUUAGAAGAAGCCCGGAAAUUGUUUUACGCUUUUUCUAAUCUUGUUUUAGCAAACACUAAUCAUCAGAGUUUUGAAAGAUGUUUUGAUUUGUCCCAACAUGAACAUGGGCAAGUUUAUUCUAGAAGAUUUGGAAUACCCCAUAGAUCUGAUAUGUGUGGAGGAAGUUGAAAAGUUGUGGAGUUGACAAACAAAAGGGAAAAAUGAUGCUUUUAUGGUGAGCUGUUGGGAAAACGAAAGAGAAUGUGUGAGUGAUGGUUUUGGUUUU
Molecule: messenger RNA, 1049 nt
Organism: Momordica charantia (bitter melon)
Lineage: Eukaryota; Viridiplantae; Streptophyta; Magnoliopsida; Cucurbitales; Cucurbitaceae
Product: ribosomal protein L29 family protein
Biological process (GO): mitochondrial translation
Cellular component (GO): mitochondrial large ribosomal subunit; mitochondrial ribosome
Molecular function (GO): structural constituent of ribosome
Source: RefSeq, a predicted model, not a curated record